ACCACUUAAACUUUUAGGCUAAUAUAAAUGUAUUAAAGCGGAGUGGAGUGGAUUAUCUCGUAUCAUGUCAAGGAUUUUGAUAUCGAAAUAGCCUAAUUGUUCACUUUUUGAGACAAUCUGGGGUUUUUAUAACAGUCGGAUAUCCCUGCUACUACUAAAAUGGUAUAAUCGAACCGUAGCCUAUUGAAUGGGAGUGUAGACUGGACUCUUCUCGUAUUAUGAAAAGGUUUUGCUGAAGUUUGGUGGGUUGGUUGGUUAAACAGGGACCAUGUCGGGAGUUGUGCGGAGCCUGAGCCGCUGCCUGCUGCCGGCCGAGGCCACCCGAGAGGCGGGCGGCAGCAAGGACAGGAUCCGGGAAAGGGACGCGGUGCAGGAGCGAGAGGCUCGGCGGAGGAGCCGGGAGAUUGAUGCCAUGCUUGCACGAGAGAGGCGCGCGGUGAGGCGGCUCGUGAAGAUCCUUCUCCUCGGCGCUGGAGAGAGCGGCAAAUCGACCUUCCUCAAACAGAUGAGGAUAAUUAAUGGGAAAGAGUUCGACAAGAAAGCUCUACUCGACUUCCGGGACACAAUCUUUGAGAAUAUCAUAAAGGGGAUGCGUGUAUUGGUGGAUGCACGGGACAAGCUGGGGAUUCCGUGGCAGAACUCUGAAAACGAGAAGCAUGGCAUGUUUGUGAUGUCAUUUGAGGGGCGUGGUGGAGUGGCGGUAGAACCAAUGGAAUUCCAGCUUUAUGGUCUGGCGCUGGACGCUCUGUGGAGGGAUUCUGGAAUACAGGACGCCUACGCACGACGCAGUGAGUUUCAACUGAGUGAGUCGGUGAAAUACUUCCUGGAUAACCUGGACCGGAUUGGCCAGCCGAACUAUAUCCCGAGUCGGCAGGACAUUCUGUUUGCACGGAAGGCGACUAAAGGAAUCGUAGAACACGACUUUAUCAUAAAGAAGAUUCCGUUUAAGAUGGUUGAUGUGGGGGGUCAGAGGUCACAGAGACAGAAAUGGUUUCAGUGCUUCGACGGAAUCACAUCUAUACUGUUCAUGGUGUCAUCAUCCGAGUACGACCAGGUUCUGAUGGAGGACCGGAGGACCAAUCGGCUGGUAGAGAGCAUGAACAUCUUUGAGACGAUCGUGAACAACAAGCUCUUCCUCAACGUGUCCAUCAUCCUCUUCCUCAACAAGACUGACCUGCUGGUGGAGAAGCUAGGCCAGUCUGACAUCACUAAACACUUCCCAGAAUACAGGGGAGACCCUCGCAGGCUGGAGGAUGUACAGGCGUUCCUGGUGCAAUCGUUCAGUCGUAGCGGGCGUAACCGUGGGAAACCUCUGUUUCAUCACUUUACCACGGCGAUCGACACGGAGAACAUCCGCUUUGUGUUCCACGCUGUUAAAGACACCAUACUGCAAGAGAACCUCAAAGACAUCAUGCUGCAGUGACACACACACACAUUAUAUAUACACACACACAUUAUAUACACACACACACACACAUUAUAUACACACACACACACACACAUUAUAUACACACACACAUUAUAUACACACACACACACACACACACACACACACACA
Messenger RNA from Oncorhynchus masou masou (cherry salmon), 1558 nucleotides. It is a transcript of the gene gna12a, whose product is annotated as guanine nucleotide binding protein (G protein) alpha 12a. The coding region runs from base 269 to 1423 and encodes 384 amino acids. Gene Ontology annotation, cellular component: brush border membrane; heterotrimeric G-protein complex. Gene Ontology annotation, molecular function: G-protein beta/gamma-subunit complex binding; D5 dopamine receptor binding; guanyl nucleotide binding. The transcript has 6 exons. Gene Ontology annotation, biological process: Rho protein signal transduction; adenylate cyclase-modulating G protein-coupled receptor signaling pathway. The record is from RefSeq and is a predicted model, not a curated record. Lineage: Eukaryota; Metazoa; Chordata; Actinopteri; Salmoniformes; Salmonidae.